AUGAGUCGUGAACGAAUCACAGCCGGCGACACGCCCGUCUUUACGACAACCGAUUUCUAUCGAAUCGCCGGGAAAUAUAUGAAAACGCUAAUAUUCAAUACGCAUCUGGAAGUGUCUCGAAAUGGACUUAAAAAACAAGAAAAUUCGAAACAGCUGGAGAGUUUGGUUAGCCUAAUGGAGGUGCCGCAUGAUAGGGUGUUGGUGUUCCGAGCGAAAGAGGAAAUGCAUAUUAAAUAUGCUUUCGAUGGUUCACAGUUGUUUGACGUGUACGGCUCGCCACAAGAGUUUCUAGAUGAGAUGAAGAUAUUUCAAGAUUUCACACAAAGUCACAAGUAUUUCACGACGAAUCCGACGAGCACUUAUUAUUCAACUCCAUUCAUUUAUUUCAAUGAGAAACGCGAGAAAUUUGUCUACAAACCCGAUUUGUUCGUUAUUCUUCAGUAUAUGAUGCUUCUGAAUGUUCCCAUUUCGUCGGAUUUCUAUCGGAAGGAGGUUCUUGAGAAGUUGGAGAAGGAUUUCGAGAAGUUGAGCAUCGACGAAGUGCUGGAAAAGCUGAAAAAGAUGGUUCCAUUCGUUUUAAAAGAGGACGAGGCGAGGUCGAUUCACGAUUGGCUGGAAUACGAGAGGUCCAAUGAUAAGGAGUGGCUGAAAUCUCUAAUUGUCACGUAUACAAAUGCUGGAUUUGUCUUAAAAUCACUUCAAGCGAUUCUCAAGAAGCGUCCCGACGUUUUUACGUUUAAAAAACCAAAAAUUCCGGAAGAAAAUCAAGAAAAUCAAGAAAAAUCGACCGAAAAUGAUGAAAAAUCCGAGAAAAAAGAGGAAAAGAAGCCGCGUCUCUGCUGUCGAGUGUUCCAAAACGGCAACCAACGAUUCGUGCUGAAAGACGAGCUCUAUCUUGCCCUCGGUCAGAUGUGUAACUGCAAAAAGGGGCGGAGCCUGAAGAGUUUGUGCUCCGAGCUCGUGCAACGGAUAGAAACGAUACAGUUGAUUCCAUUUCAAGAGGUUCAAAAAAGAUAUAAAGAGAGAAUUGAGCACAUUCAAUUUAUUACGGUACCACUCCGUCGAACUAAACACCGGGCGGUCCCCAUCCCGGCGCCUGACUACGGGAAAUUCUAUGUGCUCGGAGUGGAUGCGGUGCUCGAAGCACUCAACUCGUUGAUUUGGGAGACGAGAGUGUUUCAAAAGUUCCCGGUGAAACAGAAGAAGACGUUGUACGAAUUGUUUGGAGAUUUGGAUUGUCUGAUUAGGCAGCAGAGUGACCCAUACCUCGUCGAACACAAACGUCUCCAGGAGAUCAUCGCAAUCUGUGACUCAAAAUGGGAUUUCCAUCGAAAAGUGCCGACGAACGAAGUGAGAAAAGUGUCUCCGGAUGGAUUCACGGUGGAAGAUCUCAUCGAAGAGCUGAAAUAUCUGGAAAUCAACACAUUCUUCCCAAAUAUCGCAAAUCACGCGAAAACGGCGUGGGCCGAAGUGAAUCGAGCCAAGAGAGCGGAAGUUUUGAGGACUUGUGAUAUGUAUGACGCUCUGGAAAUAUGUCAGCUCUAUUGUGUCUUUGAGCACUUUCCGAAAAUAAAAAACUUCUUUCACGCGCAAAAAUCGUGUCGCCGUGUGGCCGGCUAUCGAUGUACCACGUGUCUAGACUUCUGGAGCUUCGGAGUGCCAUCAGAUGAACCGACCGACCUACCUUGGGAUAAGAUGUCGACGGAGACGGAUUCAGAUUCAGAAGACGUGACGACGUUGGAUUCAGAAGCACUUGCGAAAACUACAGUAGAGGAUUCUGAAUCUAGGGAUUCUGAGAAUUCUGAAGAAGAUUCUGAAGUUGAUGACGUCACGGAGACGGCUUCAGAAUCCUCUUCUUCUGAAGUCGUCGAAUUCUUCACGACGGCAACACAAACAGAACAAUCAUCUGAAAAUCUCAUCGAAAAAUCGCUGGAAUUCAGUGAAAUCGAGCGUGAAAAAUUGGAGAAAAAAGUGUUUUUAAUCGAGAAAAAAGUGGCGGAAAUGAAGAAUUCGCAUGCGGAAAUUGUCGAGCGAAUGCGUCGAGAAAUGAAGAAAAAACAGGAGGAAAAUGAGAAAUUGAAGCAAAAAGUGACGACGUUCGACGCGAUUCAGAAGAGUAAUGAGAAGUUUGAGAGGAAAAUCGGACGGAUUGGAAUCGAUUUACAAGAGAAACAAAAGGAGAUUAUGGAACUCAGACGUGAACUCUCUACCCAUACGACAACUACCCGUAGAAAUGAGUCGAAAAUCGAUAAAUUGGAGAAGGAAUUGAAGAGAAUCCGUGAGAAACCUACUGUAUCUCCACUCAUCGCCCAGGAAAACGAAGAAUUGAAAAUGCGAAUUUCAGUUUGUGAAUCCGAUGAGAUUCGACUUCACGAGGCCUAUGCGACAAUGAAGAACAAGUUCGACGAGGAUCGUGUGGCGUUUUCCGAGAGGAUUUCAGAAAUGGGACGGAAUUUGAGAAUUGAAAAGAACAAAGUGACGGAUUUGGAGCAACAAGUUCGAGCACAAAACGAGGAUAUCGCCGAGAAGACACAUCACUUGAGACUAUUCCACGACUCGAAUUGCCAGCUGAGAAUGGAGAACGAGGCGAAUAAGAGGACGAUUCAAGAGUUGAUGAGUCGAUUCUCGGCACCACAACAAAAUUCCACGUAUUCGAGAGGUUUUGGAAUGAAUUAUGAGUCGCCCCUCCCACCACCGCCAAUCGUAAUUCCUCGAAUCGCAGCGAUCGGCUCCGAGCGAGCACAACGAAUGGCCUCCGCCUCGGCGUCGUCACUUCAGAAUUCUCCGGUUCCCCUGUUGACUCCGCCCCCUCAACCGAUUCUGGAGAUUCGCCAGAAUCCGCAAUUUAUGGAAUUGACGGAUUCGGAAUGUUUGAUAUGUUUGACGGAGAUGAUAAGAGACGACGAGACGACGAUCAAAUGUCACGAGUGUCGACGACGAUUCCAUUUUCAGUGCGCCUCCGAGUGGCUGAAAGUGAAGACCAUAUGCCCGACGUGCAAAGGGAAACUUCUGGAUCCCAACGAGUUUCCGGCUCUAUAA
This is a messenger RNA of Caenorhabditis remanei, 3039 nucleotides long. RefSeq lists its product as uncharacterized. Gene Ontology annotation, biological process: innate immune response. Lineage: Eukaryota; Metazoa; Nematoda; Chromadorea; Rhabditida; Rhabditidae. Bases 1 to 3039 code for a protein of 1012 amino acids. Gene Ontology annotation, cellular component: membrane raft. The record is from RefSeq and is a predicted model, not a curated record. The transcript is spliced from 14 exons.